AUGACCGGCUUCUCUGCCCUCCCACUUGCAGAGCAAGAUGCCCAACACCACGACGCCCACCUCGCAGGUGUCUCCAAAAUAUUAGGCCCAAGAUGGGCUCAGCUACCUGCAGUCACAGUAGGCCUGCUCGGUGUCCAAGUCUUUUGGUCCGUAGAGAUGUCCUAUGGUACCCCAUAUCUCUUGUCCCUCGGCCUCACAAAGGCUGCCGUUGCCAUUGUCUUCCUCGCCGGCCCAAUAUCCGGUCUCGUCGUCCAGCCCCUCAUAGGCGUCCUCGCCGACAACUCAAUGUCUCGCUUUGGUCGCCGUAGACCCUACAUGAUCGUAGGCUGCAUCGUCUGCACCUCCGCUAUGCUCCUCCUUGGCUUCACUCGCCCCGUCGCCUCCGUAUUUACCUCUUCACCUUCACCAGCAAAUGAUGUCCUAACCAUCUGUCUCGCCAUCGUCGCCCUUUUCACUAUCGACUUUUCCAUCAAUGCUGUGCAAGCUGUCGAUCGCGCUUUAAUCGUCGACACUCUCCCCUCCGCCGAGCAAGCUGAUGCCAACGCCUGGGCCGCCCGCAUGCUCGGCUUCGGUAGUGUCGCAGGCUACUUCAUAGGAAACGUCGACAUGACCUCGGUCUUUCCCUUCUUUGGUAGUACCGAGCUUGAGGUUCUAGCCGUCGUCGGUUCCCUCCUACUGCUCGCCACCCAUGCCCUCACCGCGUUCUGCACCAAGGAGAAGGUCGUCGUUUCCAGCAGACGGUUAGGCAAGACCUUCGCCAACGAACUCCGAGACAUUUGGGACCACGCGUUCUCCCUACCUCCUGCUAUCCGUCAAAUCUGUUUGAUCCAGUUCUUUUCAUGGAUGGGCUGGUUUCCCGUGUUGUUUUACACUACUGCCUUCAUCGGCGAUCUUCACAAGGCCUCCUCAGCCCUCCCUCCCUCUGAUCCCGACCUGGACGCCGAGGCCACGCGGCUCGGUACACGCGCUCUGUUCUACUCUUCUCUUCUCAGCUUCACUGGCAACGUCCUUCUCCCAUUCAUCGUCGCCGAGUCCGCGCGAUCGCGCCGGCUACUUGAGCGCAAGCUCGCUCAGGCCAGACGAAGCGCCUGGCUGAGGCUCUAUGAUCGCUCAAAGAUCGGUCUUCCUACGCUUUGGGCGGUGGGCCAUCUCCUCUUCGCCGUGUGUAUGUUCGCGACCUUUUUCUACACGAGCGUUGAAGGAGCCACGUUUUUUACGACCCUCACCGGCUUCUCUUGGUCGAUCACUCAAUGGGCUCCGUUCUCUCUGUUGGCCGAGGCCAUCCUGACGGAGGAUGCUCAUGAUGGAGAGGCGCCAGUAAUUGUUUUGAACGAUACUCGCAGUCGCCGACGCUCGGGCUCACUUACAUUGGCUGGAGACGACCAAGAACGACAGUUCUUAGUUGGGUCUGACGACGAAGACGACUCUCCGAAUCAGCUGUACACCGCACCGACUACCGCGCAGUCGCCACAUCGACGAAGUCCGAGCAGAGAAGACGACGACACCGGGGCAUCGCACGUGUUCCUCCAGAAUGCCAUGGCGCGUACGAGCCACGUCGACGUGCAUUCGGUCUCACUGUCCGAUCCGGAGACCCUCCACGCUGACCUAGAAGCCCCGAGGGAGAAGGCCGGUUCGGGACUGGCAGCGAAGGCCGGGAUCAUCAUUGGCAUCCACAACAUUUUCAUCGUCAUCCCGCAGUUUAUCAUGACUGGGCUCGCGUCCAUUAUCUUCGCUCUGCUCGAUCCGACCAAACGUGGAUCCGGCGUGGUGGAUCCUCCGUUGUCGACGAAUGGAACCGUCGUGGAUCCGGCGGAUGCUUUCGCGCGUCAAGAGGCCGUUGUCUCUGGCAGCGGUCCUAAUUCCUAUGCUAUCAUCUAUCGCAUCGGCGGACUCUCAGCGGUGGUAGCCUUUGUACUGACGUUGCGGCUCGCGCGAGAGUUGCGACAUCACUAG
This is a messenger RNA of Dichomitus squalens LYAD-421 SS1, 1953 nucleotides long. RefSeq names its product MFS general substrate transporter. The coding region runs from base 1 to 1953 and encodes 650 amino acids. Gene Ontology annotation, cellular component: membrane. The record is from RefSeq and is a predicted model, not a curated record. The transcript has 13 exons. Lineage: Eukaryota; Fungi; Basidiomycota; Agaricomycetes; Polyporales; Polyporaceae. Gene Ontology annotation, molecular function: sucrose:proton symporter activity.